Molecule: messenger RNA, 1673 nt
Organism: Paramecium sonneborni
Lineage: Eukaryota; Ciliophora; Oligohymenophorea; Peniculida; Parameciidae
Source: the annotation of a GenBank genome assembly
AUGAAGCAGAAGAAAGUAAAUAAAGUUGACAAUGAAAGACUAAACAAAUUAUAAACAAAAGAAUAAAGUAUAAACUUAUAAUGGGUGCUAAAAUAACCUAAUAUAUUAGAACUUUAAUCAACAUUAUAAUUGAUGUCUUUUAUCGAAUUACACAUUGAAAUAGAAAACUAUGAUUUUUAAGGAGUUUGUCACAUUAUGUAUAACAAUUGUAUAUAAUUGAAAUUCCUAUAAAUUGCAAAUGGUUUAUUAAUUUAUGAGGAAACUAAUUGUAUUGUUUUGAGUGACUGUGUCAUUUAAAAGAAGAAAUUUCAUAGUAAUAAUUAUUAACUAUUUCUGAUUGUUUUACAAAAUCAUGAAGGAAAACUAAUAUUAAUAUAUUCACAUCCUAUGUCUUAAAAAGAAUGGUUUAAGAUUUUAAAAUUUUAGGGCAAAUAAAUUGAUUUUCUCAAAAAGUAUAGAAUACAAGAAAAUAUAUGUUUAAAUUUUUAUUAAAUAUAUCAUAAAAAAAAGAAAAGGAAAUUCGCAGCAUAAAUUAUAAACCGUAAAAAUUUCAAAUUCUAUGAUUAGUAAGAAAUCCUUAAUAAUUAUAUUAAAAUCUUAAGAAAUAAUAAUAUACAAAAUGUUUUUCCUAUAAUGAGUAUAUUUGAUGAUAAUGAUGUACUUUAUUUAGUUACUGAUUAAUUCAUUGGUAACACUUUUGAAUAGUUAUUAUCUAAUAAAAAAAAAAUGUUAACUUAAACUGAUUUGGCCUUUAUAACUUAUUCAAUUCUUUAAAAUCUGAAAAGUUUGCAAGAUGAAGACCUAUUUCAUGGAAAUAUAACUCUAGAUAACAUAAUUAUAGUGAAUUAAUAAGGAUAAAUGGGAACCUAUAUUAUCAAUCCAAUAUAUAAAGUACGGUUUUAUGCUAAAUCUAGCUUUAUAAUAAUAAAUCUAUUGAUUACUAUAUUAACAAUGUUCCUGGAUAUCUUAUUGCACCUGAGAUAAAUGAAAAUUAAACACCUUCAAUAAAUAGCGAUAUUUAUUAAUUAGGAAUCAUUUUAAUGAUAGUGAGCUUUUAUGGAAUUUCUUAAAACUUUAAUAAUUAAUUUAUUAAAUGGGUAUUAAAUAAUAUGGAAACUUUUAUAUCUUAACAAGAAAUAAAGUUUUAGAAAUGUUUAGAUUCAGAUUUUCCAUAUCUUUUUAGUGCUUGCUAACUAGAUUUAAUAAAAAAGAUGAUAGAUAAAGACCAAAAGAAAAGAAUAUAGGUUUAAGAUGCUUUAAAACAUGCAUGGUUUAUAAAUACCAAAGAUAAAAUUAAAAUGCAUAAAUAACAUUAUAAUAAAAACUUACCAAGUCUUAAAACUAUAAUUGAAAUGGUUGAAUAAAGUGAAUAUGACAUUAAAAGAAAAUCGCUUUAGACAACUGGUUUUAAUUUUAUCAAUUAAAUGGCAUCUUUAUAAAAAUAUGAAUUAAGUUCUUUUGCCCAAUAAUAACCAGCCUCUAGCCCUCAUCGAAAGACAUCAGAAAGCUUGAAUGAAUUAAUAGAUGAAGAACAUUAAAUUAGUAAUUUAAUAUAUUAGCUGAAUAAUAAAUAAUUUCUGAUGUUGCCUUCCUAAAAUAAUCAUUUUAAUUAAACUAAGAAUUAAUCAAAGCUCAUUGAAACUGAGAAUAAUUUAGACUAAUUUCAAGAAUGA